CCACUACAGCCUGAUGAGUGAUGUCCAGUCUGUAGCCAUGCUGUGUAGUGUGUUCAGGACCCAGGGCUGUUCUCAGGACUACUCCUCCUCCUCCUUCUCUCUGUAUGGACAACACCACCCCCCGCGCUCCACCUUCUUACCCCCUCAUCACUCACGAUACCCCAGUUACACGUCCAGCUCUGUGACGUCAGGCUCCUGUUCCAGCACCUCAGACUCCGUCACCACCUGGAGCGUCGGUCGAGACCCGGAACACGUCCCUCCCUUGGGGGAAUCCUCGCCUGACGACUAUCGCUAUGCCAACCAGGUUUACGCAGACCCCCGCGAGCGAGAGAGGGAACAGCACGACAUGAAUAAAAGGCUGCUGGACCCGGCGAACACGCUGCAGUUCGAUGACUUUAAGAAGUGUUACGGGGAGAUCCUCCAUCGCUGGGGUCUGAAGGAAAAGAGAGCAGAGGUCCUCAAGUUCACUUCCUGUCCUCCUGAACCUCACAAAGGCAUCGAGUUUGGUGUGUACUGCUACCAUUGUCGUAGCCAGGCGCGGGGGACUCAGUGUGCUGUGUGUAAGCGGUUCACCUUCCAGUGUGCCAUCUGUCACGUGGCUGGCACGAGGCUCCUCUAA
This is a messenger RNA of Coregonus clupeaformis (lake whitefish), 619 nucleotides long. Its product is annotated as GATOR complex protein WDR59-like. The transcript has 5 exons. The record is from RefSeq and is a predicted model, not a curated record. NCBI's taxonomy places the organism in Eukaryota, Metazoa, Chordata, Actinopteri, Salmoniformes, Salmonidae. Bases 14 to 619 code for a protein of 201 amino acids.